AUGACACAGCUUUUAUCAUUGCAGGAGGCAGAGGGGAUCAAUGCCACGUCCACCCCGUCUCCAGCUGUGGCCUCAGUGCCCGCCACCUUGCCUAACACCAGCAGAGAAGAGAGCAUCUGCUUGGCCCAGAGACUGCAGACCGCCAUCAUGUCUGUCCCAAAACAGGAGGAGAACAGAGCAUCCACUGUGCCCGGAGACCGCAGACCCCCAUCAUGUCUAGUCCCAAAACAGGAGGAGAACAGAGCAUUCUCUGGGCCUGGGGGAAAUGGACACCCAUCACCAGUCCUAAGUCCACAGGAGAACAGAACAUGCUCUGAGCCCAGUACAAAUGGACCCCCGUCACCAGUCCUAAGUCUGCAGGAGAAUAGAGCAUCCGCUGAGCCCAGGGCAAAUGGACUCCCAUCAUUAGUCCUAAGUCUGCAGGAGAACACAGCAUCCUGUGAGCCCAGGGCAAAUGGACUCCCAUCAUUAGUCCUAAGUCUGCAGAACAGAGCAUCCUGUGAGCCCGGGGCAAACGGACCCCCAUCACUGGUCCUAAGUCUGCAGAACAGAGCAUCCUGUGAGCCCGGGGCAAACGGACUCCCAUCACUGGUCCUAAGUCUGCAGGAGGACAGAGCAUCCGCUGAGCCCGGGGCAAAUGGACCCCCAUCACUGGUCCUAAGUCUGCAGAACAGAGCAUCCUGUGAGCCCGGGGCAAACAGACUCCCGUCAUUGGUCCUAAGUCUGCAGGAGAACAGAGCAUCCGCUGAGCCCGGGGCAAAUGGACUCCCGUCACUGGUCCUAAGUCUGCAGGAGAACAGAGCAUCUGCUGAGCCCAGGGCAAAUGGACUCCCGUCACUGGCCCUAAGUCUGCAGGAGAACAGAGCAUCCUGUGAGCCCGGGGCCAACGGACCCCCGUCACUGGUCCUAAGUCUGCAGGAGAACAGAGCAUCCUGUGAGCCCGGGGCAAACGGACCCCCGUCACUGGUCCUAAGUCUGCAGGAGAACAGAGCAUCCUGUGAGCCCGGGGCCAACGGACUCCCAUCACUGGUCCUAAGUCUGUAAGAAGACAGAGCAUCGGCCGUUCCAGCGCCCACAGACCCUCAAAGCUCUUCCCACCACCUCCUCACAGGGGGCUUUCUCUACGUGUCCUUCUCUCAUUUUCUGGAUUAAAAGUUUUUUCUCUCCCAUCUGUCUACUCUUUGAGAGUCAUACCCUUGUCCUCUCUAUAGUUUCCCAGUGGGACCACGUAUAUUUAUAACUGUCUGCUUAGAUUCAGCAUGUGCGACGUCACGAGCUCCCGUCCUGCAGCCCGUGAACAGCUUGGGGCCUUUGCCCUGGUCCUACAGUCCACACGUUCCUACGCACCCACUCCCCUUUGCACCGCAGCUUGCCUGCUCUGGCUUCACCGUUCGUGUCUUGCCGAGCCCCCCUCUGCUUUUGCUUGUUCGAAAAUGUCUGUGUUUCAUUCACAAUCACUGAGCCACGUCUACCAACCCUCGGUUUGCACCUCAAUCACUGCACCACAUCCCCGCCGUCCUCACGGCCCCGGAGAAACCAGCUGCUAGCCCACAGCUAAGACAACAUUCAGCUUUGCUCUCUGUGUGCUUUUAGGAUCUUAUUUUCGUCUCCAAAUUGGUAAGUGGAAGCAGGGGGCACGUGGAGCUUCAGGCAGAGAUCAGGCAAGAGAAGAAAUGGGAGACGAACGUAAGGAUAAGAUGGACUCACAUUCCCCAUCUGAAGAGGAGCUGGCGCAGAAAAGAUGGAGACAGAAGGUGGUACGGGCAGAGACCUGGGUGGGGGGGCGGGCAGUGUGCCCCUGCCUCCACCUGCCAGGCUCUUCUCUGUAGCUCAGCGAGUUACUUCGGGCUGGGAGGAAGUGGUCCAGAGAACAACAGUCCCCAUAAUAAGAU
Molecule: messenger RNA, 1892 nt
Organism: Lutra lutra (Eurasian river otter)
Lineage: Eukaryota; Metazoa; Chordata; Mammalia; Carnivora; Mustelidae
Product: collagen alpha-1(III) chain-like
Exons: 2
Coding region: 1-1044 (347 amino acids)
Source: RefSeq, a predicted model, not a curated record